Messenger RNA from Rhododendron vialii, 1269 nucleotides. RefSeq lists its product as uncharacterized. Bases 169 to 975 code for a protein of 268 amino acids. Gene Ontology annotation, biological process: regulation of translational fidelity; alanyl-tRNA aminoacylation. Gene Ontology annotation, molecular function: ATP binding; nucleic acid binding; alanine-tRNA ligase activity. The record is from RefSeq and is a predicted model, not a curated record. The transcript has 9 exons. Lineage: Eukaryota; Viridiplantae; Streptophyta; Magnoliopsida; Ericales; Ericaceae.
UUUAACAUUGGAACAAAGUCCUCGUUUUUCCCAACCAAAGGCAGUCACUGCUUCACGCUUCUCUCUCUCUCCCUCUCUCUCGCUCUCUCAGGCUCUCAGCUGAUCUGUCCCCGUCGAUCCGGCCCAAGAAUCUGAUCUAAUCAACUCGACUCGACUUGACUAAACUCAAUGCCCGAUCGGUUGAUCGAGGAUCCAGUCAUGGCUAUGGAGCCACAUCCAACGAAGCUCGAAUACUACGACAACAUGUGGAAGCUUCAAUCCCAUUCCACCUUCCUCUCUUACUUCCAGGGCGAAGAUGGUCGACUUGUGAUGGUACUGGAUUCAACCAUCUUCCACCCUCAAGGCGGCGGUCAGCCCUUUGACACUGGCGUCAUCACCCUUUCGACCGAUCAUGAUUUCAAAUUUGCUGUCAAUGACGUCCGAUCGAAAGACGGAAUUGUUUUUCACUAUGGAUUUUUUGAGAAUACUCGAGAGGGAGUUGAAUCAACACUCAAGAAAGGGGUUCAGGUUGGGCUAUUUGUUGAUGCGUUGCGUCGCAAACUCAAUUCUAGGCUGCACUCAGCUGGGCAUUUGCUGGAUGUUUGUGUGAGGAAUGUGGGAUUAAGUCUAGAGCCAGGCAAAGGCUAUCAUUUCCCUGAUGGGCCAUAUGUUGAAUAUAAAGGUUCAGUUCCACAGAAUGACAUGCAAAAUAAGCAGGUGGAGUUGGAGCUGGAAGCUAAUAAACUGAUUGCUAAGGGAGGGAAAGUUUCUGCUGCUAUUGUGUCUUAUGAAGAAGCUUCUGAGCUGUGUGGUGGCUGUCUGCCAGAUUACAUCCCGAAGGGAAGUAGUCCUCGGAUAGUGAAAUUAGGGGACCAUCCCGGCUGCCCUUGUGGAGGAACACAUGUUUUUGAUAUCUCAGAGAUCAGGAGCAUGAAGGUUUCUCAAAUACGGACAAAGAAGGGUAUGACGAAAAUCUUUUACAAUGUCGAGCCCUAGAUUUGGCACUUGAACUGCCAUUCAGCAGUUACAUCUAGAUGGUCUGCUUAUUGGUUGAAGGCAAAGGAAUCUUAUGUGAUGCUGAGUAAGUACUAGUUACUAUAUUGGUGUAAUUCUUGGGGGUUGGCAUUUGUGAUAGCUGGACGGGGCCUAAUGAACGAACCACUCUUUUGCAAAGCUUGGUGUCCGUUCGAGUGUCACAAAUGCAAGUGCAGCCUCUUAUUUCCAUUCGUCUCCUAUGGCUUGUAAGGUUCAUGAACAAGUGAGCAAUGGUAUCUAAAACUGUUUCGAGUA